GUAUCUAUCACGCUGUCAGGCUUUUGCAAUAAUGACCUCUUUGCUAGAGGUGAAAGGAAGGAGAGUAUGGGAUAAAAGUGAAAACUCCCACAGUUGGGAUUGUCUUUUGUUCGAGUCAGAUGCCAUGACUUUUACCGUGUAUUGGAGUAGAAUAUACAGGAAUCGUCUUAGUCACCAGAGCUGAUUGCUAUCUGCGAGGUCAGAUCCUUUAUUCCUAGCUAUGCUUUUCCUGGAGAGCCAUUCUCCCUUAUCAUCAUACAAGUUCGGGAUUUGUCAGAACAACACUUCAGUAGAAAACCAUUCAAUCUUUGGAUCUUCCAGGCUUAUUGACUGCAAAAUCUCUAUUGACGGAGAUCUACUAUGGAUGCAAAUACGUAAAUACAUGGCAUAGCAGUAAAGUGCUACCUGUGAUUGCCCCUGUGAUACUCUUCAAAGUUCUCUAAAUAGAUUUCCAAUAAUGUGGCCUAGAAUCUUACUUUCCGAAGUAAUAUGCUUCAAUACAGGUUGGCGGGUUGCCUAACUUUUGCUUUAAAUACAAGGUUUCAAUAUUCUUUAAUGUGUCUUUUCUAUAAAUUACUCUUGCCUAACCUUUUUGAAAUGAAUGUUACCAGCAAGAAGUGCAAAAACUGAUCUUUGUUUAGCUAUCAGUUUAUCUAUUGUUAGUUUUGAAAGUAAAAAUUGAUGUAAAACCAACUACUAUAUGUAUUUCAGUAUAUUUUUCUUUGGUGUAUAGGAAAUCACUAAGGGUAGUGAUGUAGACAAACUCAAUCGUGGGUGUUGAAUAUUUAAAAAUCAUACAAUUAAAGUCAUACUAAAUGUAGUAUGGAGAUAUAGCAUGGGUAGUAACACCUCUUGAUUAUUUUAUACAUCUUUCUUUUCUUUUCUUUUUUUUUUUGUAAUUUGUAAAUUUAGGGAAGCACAAGCAUGUGAACAUGGAACUUAAAUGGAGGAGAAGGUAGACUUACUUUUACUCCGUAUCUAUUUAUUAUGUAAUUUGAGCCUGCUGUCAAAACAAUAUUCAAUCCCCAUCAGGUCAGUCCAGGAGUGUUUUACUGACUUAAAAGUACUACUGGGUAUCUUACUUAAUACUUGACUGUAUUAAUUUUUUUUUAAAAGAAAAUUAUUAUUCAUGUAUUUCGGUUACCAUAUUUUCAGAUAUUCUUGUCUUGUGAUAUCAUGAGUUCAACAAGUUGAGAUUUUCUCUGUUAUAAGCUCCAUUUUUAAUUUGGUGAUACAUUGGUAUAUGAUGGCCAGUAACAACUUAAAGGAAGUUGCAUUAUCAGAAUCUUUUGGUUUUAGAAAAGAAUUCCGUCUUCAGAAGGAUGGUGCCAAGAAAAGGAGAUUUCGCCGUGCAAGGAGUGCUCCUGUCAGGGAGUUUUCUGAAAAAGUAAGUAGUGAUACAGCUGAUAAUGCUUCUACAAAAAGUCUAGAUAACCUAUUGAAGAGUAUUCACCCAAGCCUCAGAAAAGUAGCCACGGCCUUGAUUAUAUACCUGAGUGUUGGUGUUCUUUGCUUCUACCUGAUCAGAAACCAGAUCAGUGGUAAAAAGACAAAUGCUGUACUUGAUGCUCUUUACUUUUGUGUGAUCACAAUGACUGCGGCUGGGUAUGGGGACCUAGCUCCAAAUACCGACCUUGCAAAGCUCUUUGCUGCUGCUUAUGUCUUCGUAGGGCUGGCUUUGAUUGGAUUGAUCCUUAGCAAGGCGGCAGAUUACCUUGUUGAGAAGCAGGAGGCACUGCUUGUUAGAGCAUUGCAUAUGAGUCAUGAAUUUGGUCCUAGUGACAUUAUGAAGAAAAUUAAAAGAAACAAAGCAAAGCAUAAAGUUGUCUUGAUUUUUGUAUUUCUCUUGUUUCUCAUGCUAAGUGGAACACUCUUUCUGAAGUUUGUUGAGAAGAUGAGAUUUUUUGAGGCAUUUUAUUGUGUGUGUGCUACUGUUUCUACCCUGGGAUAUGGAUACCCAAGUUUCAGUUCAUUGGGAGGUCGUGUUUUUGCAAUCUUGUGGAUUUUGAUCGGAACCAUAUGUGUAGCGCAGUUCUUCCUUUAUCUUGCAGAGUUACAUGCUGAAAGGAGACAGAAUCAUCUGGUUGAGCGUGUUCUUACCCGGUGCAUGACUGAUUUUGAUAUAGAGGCAGCUGAUCUCGACGAUGAUGGAGUUAUUGAUGCUGCCGAGUUUGCUUUAUAUAAGUUGAAAGAGAUGGGAAAAUUUACACAGGAAGAUAUAUCACUUGUAAUGGUAGAAUUUGAAGAACUUGAUGUUGAUCAGUCAGGGGCGAUAUCUACAGCUGAUAUAACAUUAGCUCCAUUAUCUCCGCAAGCAGCAAAAUUGCCAUCUGAGAGGAAGACUCCUUAACAUACUACUAAAGUUUGAGAUAUUUUGCAAGUUUGAUGUUUAAAUAUUCAAUAUCAUACCAAAUAUGUAGAUUGGUGUCUGAUCACUAUUCUUGUAGUACUUUGUAUGGGUUGUAAAUUCUUGAAUUCUGCAACACUAAUGCACUUCUAACACACUCAAAUAUACACUAAUGCACUUCUAACACACUCAAAUAUACAGUAUAGGUAUGUGUACUAAAGUGCACUUUUUGUCCAAUUGUUUGGAAUUAAUUAAAGUGGUAUAUAUCACAAUUUGGCUUAGUCCACUUUUUGUCCAAGUGGACUGAGGCAAAUUGUGAUAUAUUGCUCAGAGAUUACAAGACUGAUGGUUGCCUUGACUGGAUUGUGUCAUGGGGUAAGUAUGAUAUGAAAAUCAGGCAGACAGGCGCGGUUCUUGUGUGGUUUAUUUGGCAUCGUCGCCAUGAGAACAUCUUCAACUACAAAGAGAUUCCACACCUGCUGCUGCUUGAGAGAGUCCACAGGUUAGUGACUGACUACAACAAUUAUGCUUCAAAGGUUUAUGGGGGGAGGAUUGUUAUGCGUGAUAAAAGCCCAAAAGUAUGGAAAGCACCCCUAGCCAAUGCUAUUAAGGUGAACUGCGAUGCUGCAAUCCUUGAUGGUGGAUGGGUGGGGCUCGGUUCAGUGGCUAGAAACGCAAAGGGUCAGGUCCUGUUUGCUGGAACGAGGCGUGUCAGAGGUUUUUGGUCUCCGGCAGUUGCUGAAUGUAUGGCGAUCUACUUUGGUGCCAAGCUUAGUAAGAGAUUCAACCUUCAAGAGGUGGUGAUUGAGUCGGACUCGCAGAUAGUGGUGGACAGAUUGGAUAGAGCCUCAACUUUUUUAUCGGAUCUCGACAAUAUCCUUGAUGAUGUCUUAGACAUUUGUUCGUGUUUUAAUUUUAUUUCUUGGUCUUACGUUAAAAGGGAGGGAAUUUUGUAGCU
Chenopodium quinoa (quinoa) is the source of this 3305-nucleotide messenger RNA. RefSeq names its product two-pore potassium channel 1-like. Gene Ontology annotation, cellular component: plant-type vacuole membrane. Gene Ontology annotation, biological process: stabilization of membrane potential; potassium ion transmembrane transport. The record is from RefSeq and is a predicted model, not a curated record. NCBI's taxonomy places the organism in Eukaryota, Viridiplantae, Streptophyta, Magnoliopsida, Caryophyllales, Amaranthaceae. Gene Ontology annotation, molecular function: potassium ion leak channel activity; calcium ion binding. The transcript is spliced from 3 exons. The coding region runs from base 1244 to 2350 and encodes 368 amino acids.